Neomonachus schauinslandi (Hawaiian monk seal) is the source of this 516-nucleotide messenger RNA. RefSeq names its product CKLF like MARVEL transmembrane domain containing 5 (gene CMTM5). The record is from RefSeq and is a predicted model, not a curated record. Lineage: Eukaryota; Metazoa; Chordata; Mammalia; Carnivora; Phocidae. Gene Ontology annotation, cellular component: membrane. The transcript is spliced from 5 exons. The coding region runs from base 1 to 489 and encodes 162 amino acids.
AUGCUUAGUGCUCGGGAUCGCCGGGACGGGCCCCCCGCAGAGGGGGCAGCUGCGGGGCUCCAGGGCUUCGCUGUGGACAAGACCUUCCUCUCCUCCCUCAAAGGCAUCCUGCUGGAAACUGAGCUGGCCCUGACCUUCAUCAUCUUCAUCUGCUUCACGGCCUCCAUCUCCGCCUACAUGGCCGCAGCGCUGCUGGAGUUCUUCAUCACGCUCGCCUUCCUUUUCCUCUACGCCACCCAGUACUACCUGCGCUUCGAUCGGCUGAACUGGCCCUGUCUGGACUUCCUCCGCUGUGUCAGUGCCAUCAUCAUCUUCCUGGUGGUCUCCUUUGCGGCUGUGACCUCCCGGGAUGGAGCUGCCAUCGCUGCUUUUGUGUUUGGCAUCAUCCUGGUCUCCGUCUUUGCCUACGAUGCCUUCAAGAUCUACCGGACCGAGAUGGCUCCCAGGACCACCCAGGGUCUGAGCCAUGAGGAAGGGGGACUGGACUGAAGGUGCUGAAGACUUCCUUCAACACCA